AUGAGACACCUAUCGGCUAUGCUAUUCCUUGUUGGUGUGGCUGGAGCUAUCAUUGCUUCAAUCUCCGUCGUCUUCAAUAUGUUCCUCUUCUGUAUACUCGUACGAAAUAGACGUUAUCGAUCGUCAAGUUUGAUUUAUUUAACAUUUCUCGCCUUAGCGGACACUUUUCUAUCAGCAGCCUACAUACUCCUGUUCCCAGUGAAUAUCUACAUGGACUACUUUGCUUCUGAAUUUCUUGCAGCUGCAUGGUGGUCCUAUAUGAGAAUAAUAAUCACUACAUCACAUGUAUUCAUAUCGGCAUCCGCAUUUCUUAUUGUGGCUGCAGCAUUUGAAAGGUGA
This is a messenger RNA of Strongylus vulgaris, 339 nucleotides long. The record is from the annotation of a GenBank genome assembly. NCBI's taxonomy places the organism in Eukaryota, Metazoa, Nematoda, Chromadorea, Rhabditida, Strongylidae.